CCACUCUGAAAAAGUGACAAACAUGCGCUGGUACAAACCCCAACCGAGCUUUCUGUAGCAACACCGCUUCUAUCUAUCGCCCAGACCUUCUUUUGACAACACAGGAAUACAUCCCAUCGAGACGUGAGCUUAGGUUCGCCAUUGACCUAUUUUACUCCAAGCUGAGCGGCACAUCGUGCAAGCAAUGACGGGACUUUCAUGAGAUAAUCGUUUCAGCUCAAUCAAAUUGCACCCCUCGGUAUUAAUCAUCGCGAUCCGCCAAAAAGAUUCGAUACUCUCAAUCAAGCUAGAAUUUCAUGACAUGUAAUGAUUCAUCUAUGUAUUCUCGAGCAGCAGAUCAUGCUACUCUCCCUCGGUAUUUUCACGAGUGGCCUGCUGAAUACGAUGAUUAUGUGGAUCAAUAGUAACUUGCAUUACUAUCGGAUGCAUGAAGUACCGGCACUGUACGUCUAAAUUGACUCGUUGGCUGCGAAUUACCUUGUGGUAUUUGUCAUCAUGUGGCCAUUAUUUCUGUGGCUUCUUUUGGUUCACGUUGGAUAAUCAUGUAUGCACUCUCGAGUCGAAGUUGUGUUGUUAUUGUUUCGCGCUACCAGUUGCCUCACAAUGAUUUUUGCUGUUAUUGUACUACUGAACGAAGUCUUUUCUCGUCGGUCUAUGAUAGCAUUGGGAGUAAUGGUCUACAGGUUAUUGGGACUGCUCUACUCGUAGGUUGUACCUAUUUUCAAGUGGUAUCGUGCUAAACUGUGCGCAAAAGGCAUUGUAACGUUUCUGUCUCAUUUUAUGCGAGAGUUACUGUUAAAUACGUUACCUAUAGAGUGGCUUGCCGAUCCAAGCUUUACUGAUAAAAUAACUCCGUAUUUGUCAUUUUCAUUGCCAUUAUCCAGAGCAGAGCAAAUGAGGGUGCUGGAGCAAUCGCCUCCCGAGUCGCAACUGAUGAUGACGAGUUGGGUCUUUUACCAUUAUUGCUGAGCUCAAUUCAGAAAAUAAUACUUGUAAAAAGCAUUGACUGUGAUUUUGAAGUCGAUGGAACGCAACUAAGUGACAUAACGCUAGCAAAGCAGGAGAGUGAGGGAAAUUUUCAAAUGCAGCCCUUCACUAUCUUGAGUCUCCAUUCAACACAGGCUUUGAUACUCAUCGCCCUGAUGUCGUACAAACAUUUAAGUAGAAAUUUCACGUGAUCAAUGACAUCAUGACGUCAAGGAUGUGGAAUCUCAGCAAGAUCAUUUUGGUUAAACUACCGACUGCAAGGAUGUUACGUCGAACUGCCGCAAUCUCAAGCGCUUUAUUAGUGAUGCAAUUGCAUGCUUUUAAAAAUAGUCGUAGAGCUUUUGUUAUCUUCGUUCACUUCAUCGCUUCGGCAUUGAGUUCGCACAUUUCCUGCGACUUGUGCAAUCCAACACAAUCGACACAAAGGAAGCAGCAGUACGCAACGUCACGAUCUUUUCAUUCGCCGAAUACCCUAUCAAGCAUAAUGUGCUUGUGUGCACGCUACAAAAUUCUUACACUUUCCAAGACAUUUUUUUCUAAAGCAUCAAGAAAUCACGUUACCGUAAAGUAUCAAUGCAAUAAAUUGUAAAAUGUCUGUAAAUUGAAAAGAGUAUUUAUGCAUUCCAUCUUAUGGAAAAAAAUUGUCAACUUAUAACAACUCGACUUAGACGACUGACAAUCUACACGCUGCAUAAUUACAGCCU
This is a messenger RNA of Plasmopara halstedii, 1691 nucleotides long. RefSeq lists its product as uncharacterized. The record is from RefSeq and is a predicted model, not a curated record. Lineage: Eukaryota; Oomycota; Peronosporomycetes; Peronosporales; Peronosporaceae. The coding region runs from base 1190 to 1576 and encodes 128 amino acids. The transcript has a single exon.